Molecule: messenger RNA, 1467 nt
Organism: Caenorhabditis briggsae
Lineage: Eukaryota; Metazoa; Nematoda; Chromadorea; Rhabditida; Rhabditidae
Gene: Cbr-ugt-41
Product: Protein CBR-UGT-41
Exons: 8
Coding region: 1-1467 (488 amino acids)
Molecular function (GO): UDP-glycosyltransferase activity
Source: RefSeq, a predicted model, not a curated record
AUGCUUAGUUUAUUCCAUAUUCUCUUUUUGAUAUCUUCUGUGUCUGCGUUCAAUUAUCUAGUGGUGUCUCCCGGAUUUGGACAUAGCCAUUCCACUUUUAUGGGAAAAGUGGCUGAUGCGUUGUCUGAUUCUGGACAUAAUGUGACUGUUCUCACUAUUCUUAUUAAUUCAAAAUUCAGGGACAAAUCUUUCACCAAAUCAACGAAGGAUAUAGUUUAUGUCGAUUCAAACGAAGAGCUUGACCGUUUAACCGACUUAAUGGAAUCCGGAGACUUUUCCAGAUUUUGGACCAAGGAAGGAAGCAUGCUGGAGACUAUUCCAAGUUACCAAGGAUUUAUGAAAAUGUUCGAAAUGGUUUAUGCCAAUCUACGCCAGAAUCUUCAUAUCCUGGAUGAACUCAAAACUCAGCGACCCAAAUAUGAUGUUAUUAUUUUUGAAUCGUUCAUAUUUAUGGCAAAAGCCGUUCAAGAAUAUCUAGAAAUUCCAGUCUUCAUCCCAGUGACUUCUGUGACACAUGACAAUAAAUUCGCAGAGCUUUCCGGAGAACCAGUUAAUCCCAGCUAUUUGUCAGGUAAUCGAAAUUCGAGAGAUUUUGAAAUAAUUAGUUUUUCAGGAUACUUCACAAACUUCGGGAACAUCAUGUCAUUCCAAGAACGGUUAACAAACACCAUCUCGUAUUUCCUUGGAAAAAUCAUCCUUCAAUAUCCCAAAUGGACGACACUGCAGGACCCAACCAAGCCAUUGGAAAUUGAGACAGCCUAUCAUCGUGCUCCAUACAUUUUUAUCAACUCUAAUCCUUAUAUUGACUUUCCUCGUCCACUUCUUUCGAAAACCAUUCAGGUUGGAGGUUUGACAGUGAAUGUGAAUAAACUCAGAGCUGAAAAAGUGGAUGAGAACUGGAAUAAGAUACUUGAUCAAAGGCCUCACACUGUCCUAGUUUCAUUUGGGUCUAUGUUCAAAGCAAUUUAUAUGCCACACUCUUAUAAACUAUCCGCUUUCCUCACGCAUGGCGGGCUUGGAAGUGUCAAUGAGCUCAGUUAUUUGGGAAAACCCGCUAUCUUGUGUCCAUUGUUUGCUGAUCAGCUUCGAAAUGCAAAAAUGUUGGCACGACACAGUGGGUCAAUCGAAAUAACGAAAUUCGAUUUAGCUGAUUAUGAAACUCUACGAUCCGCCAUUCACAGAGUUUUAUUCGAUAAGAGUAUAGCAAAAAAUGCAUUGAGUUUGGCAAAAAGGCUGGAAAAUCAACCAAUGAAACCAAAAGAGCUGUUGGUGAGGCAUGCGGAGUUUGCUGCACAAUUUGGGGAGCAUCAUGGACUGGAUUGCAAUAUUCGAAACAUGAGCUUCAUUGAAUAUUAUUUGUUAGAUGUUACUGCAUUUAUUUCAGCUAUUGCAGUUUUUGUAGUAGUAUUAGUUUUUUGUUUUGUUCGAAAAGUAAUGGGUGCACUUGGAAAACUGAAAAAUGAUUAG